AUGAAAAAAAGAACGGUUUAUGUCCGUGUUGUAUUUCUGAAAGUCGGCGAAAUCGACACGGUAAAGGAGAAAUACUGUGCAGACGUGUUUGUCCAAGCAAGAUGGCGGGAACCAUCAUUGGAUUUCUGUCAACAUCUUCGAAACACAAAAUUGGACAAUUACUGGGACCCUAGAAUGUCGGUUCAAAACGUGAUAGACUCAAAAAAGAAGAAAGUGUUAAAAGAAUUGACUUUCGGUCCCAAUGAGGAGGCGUAUAUCGUAGAGAAGAGAAAACUAAGCGGAAACUUCUCCGAGAAAUUGGAGCUUGGGGACUUUCCUUUUGAUCAUCAGUAUUUGAACCUGAUUAUUACGUCAGAAAUUCCCGCCAGUGAAUUAGAAUUUGUGGAGGACACGGAGGAACUGAGUACCAUUAAUGUGUCCUGCUUUGUGGAUGUCCAGGAGUGGUCACUUUAUGACUAUGUAGAUUUUGUUCCUUACACAGAGACUAAAGUGUUCUCGCAGAAACGAAAUGUCAACGCCAAGUUCCCGGGCAUUUCUGUCGGCUGCUGUGCAGUCAGACGCGCGGGAUUCUUCGUUUGGAACGUUAUUGUGAUAAUGACACUUAUAUGUGCAACUUCUUUCGCGACGUUUGCAGUCAGUCGUAAACUACCUCAAAACAGACUACAAUUAUCCAUUACUUUGAUGCUGACGGCAGUUACAUUUAGAUUGACGACAAAUGCUAAUCUUCCAAAGAUAUCAUAUCACACCCGUCUGGACAAGUUUAUCCUUACCAACAUGUUCUUUAACUGGUUGGUGACGGCGUGGCACGCACUUAUAACCAGAUUUGAGUACGAUGAAGUCCUCCAGGAGACCAUGGAUAACUGGGCUUUUGUAGUUUUUCUCAUCUCUUACGGCGUAUUCCUACUUGUAUUUGGUAUCCUAGUUCUAAUAACUUAUGUUAUUAGGAAUAAUGAAUUAGAAACCAAACUACACAAGUACGAGGAAAAAGCUGAGAAACUGAUGGGCGGAGAUUGGAAGGACUCCCGGGAAAAAGAACACGAAAAAGUCACCGUCAAAAGACGAGCCGGAUUAUCCUACACAACCCCCGGUACAGCAGCCUCUGUGUCCCCCAUGCAUGCCUGAAGCUCCAUUAUAGCGGUGUCAUCCCAAAAGCUUUAAACGAUAUACAUCAGUACUUUCCAUUGCAUUACUGAUAUAUUGUUAUAUAGAACUUUAAAUCUGGACUUACCUCGAAGUGCUCAAUAUUUUGUCAUUGUUGUG
This is a messenger RNA of Saccostrea echinata, 1260 nucleotides long. RefSeq names its product gamma-aminobutyric acid receptor subunit alpha-2-like. The record is from RefSeq and is a predicted model, not a curated record. Gene Ontology annotation, biological process: signal transduction; nervous system process; chemical synaptic transmission. Lineage: Eukaryota; Metazoa; Mollusca; Bivalvia; Ostreida; Ostreidae. The coding region runs from base 1 to 1122 and encodes 373 amino acids. Gene Ontology annotation, cellular component: neuron projection; synapse; membrane. The transcript has 9 exons. Gene Ontology annotation, molecular function: transmembrane signaling receptor activity; extracellular ligand-gated monoatomic ion channel activity; neurotransmitter receptor activity.